This is a messenger RNA of Cinara cedri, 402 nucleotides long. The record is from the annotation of a GenBank genome assembly. Lineage: Eukaryota; Metazoa; Arthropoda; Insecta; Hemiptera; Aphididae.
AUGCACCGAGAGCGAGAGCCGCCGCCGUUAUGUACCGCAGCGGAUGACGGCGACGAUAAUAUUGUAUUAUACCGACGGCGGCGGCCGUACAAUAUACGGGUUAUGAAAUUUAUACUCUCGGUGUACGGCGUUUUAGAAAGAGAACAAAAAAAAAAAAAAAAAAAUAAAGAAACCGAAAACCCGAGAAGAAUCCCGAGAAGAAUGCUCAAACUCCCAUGGUUUGUCAACAACCUCGCGAUCAGGAACACUCCGGACGUCUCAGCAAACUCUGACGGCCGACCUAAGGCGAAAAUUCAUCUCCUCACAUCGCAUACAAAAUAUGUCAAGACGCUCCACACUAGAAAUCCAAUAACAAAAACUUCAGACCAAUCGACUUCAAACAACAUUAACACGACGAACUAA